Molecule: messenger RNA, 1705 nt
Organism: Perca fluviatilis (European perch)
Lineage: Eukaryota; Metazoa; Chordata; Actinopteri; Perciformes; Percidae
Gene: tmem9b
Product: TMEM9 domain family, member B
Exons: 3
Coding region: 172-501 (109 amino acids)
Biological process (GO): positive regulation of canonical NF-kappaB signal transduction
Cellular component (GO): lysosomal membrane
Source: RefSeq, a predicted model, not a curated record
UGUGCGGAAACCGGAAACUACAAGUCAGCUGCUGGGAAGCUGAAUGUGUUUAUGUCUAAAUAAGCUUGAUAGCUAAAGUCAUCAGUUGUUAAGGUGUUCAUUAAUCUGCUGGAGAAGUUUCUGGAAACAUUUGAACGGCAGUUCUUUGGAAAUCUAAUACAGACUGUGAAGAUGAAGUCUGUGUUUCUUCUCGAGGCUUUCUCUUUGGCUUGUUUUGUGCUUUUAAACCAAGUGACAGCGAAGAAUUCUGAAGACAUCCGUUGUAAAUCCUUCUUCUACAGGUUUCCUUAUGUCACACCUUGUAGACUAAUCGUGUUAUAUAUUUUUUCCAUUCUGUUUUUUCAGGACCAGCAGCCUUUUGCCAAUGCUCACAAUGUUUUGUCCCGUUCACACUCUCGACCCAACAUGCUGAACAAAGUGGAGCAUGCCCAGCAGCGCUGGAGGAGGCAGGUCCAGGAACAGAGGAAGUCUGUGUUCGACCGUCAUGUUGUUCUCAGUUAAACUGCCCUGCAAGCAAGAGUUCCUAAAAAACAAACAAAAAAACCCCCAAAAAAAACAAACACUGUGACAGAGGCCUCAGUUUAUAUUGCUUCCUUUCUCUCAUUUGUGGUUUGUAUCUCAUCAAGUGUUACACUUCACAGGUGAACGUGAUGAAGAAAUCUGGAUCCGUAGAGCAGAAGUCCCUGUCAAAUGUAUAAUCAAAACUGGGAGCUCUUAUUUAGUCCGCAGGUGACACAAGAGACACAAGAGAUUACAGUGAAUUCAUUUUUUAAAUGGCAUUUUUACAAAUGCAGAAUUGAAGAACUGCCUGCUGUCUAGUUUGCAGAAGUGCCAAGUCACCAGAGAAUUUGCAGUGAUGAAUUUGAUGUUAGAGACUAAUAAAUGUGAAAUAAUAAAAACAUAUUUCAAGUGAAUAUUUUAUAACAUUCUCCAACUCUUUCUGGCCACAGUGUCAGGUGGAUUCCCAUCAUUCCAAAGCUGUCUUUCACAUUUACAAGCCAAACAGGCUUCCAGAGUAAAACAUCCAGAUUUUGGUGAACUGGAUAACUGGGCAGCCUCCUGGCUGCAGUAAGGAUCUGUUAACAUGUGCUGGUGGGUAUUUUCCACCCCAAAACUGAUAUAACUCGAAACUACUGCUCUCACCACAGGGGAAAGGAAACCGUGAUCAAGUGUACAAUAUAAAUCUGUCAGCCUUCCUUGAAAAUGCAUGUUUUAUAAUGAAUCUUUUAUAAAUGUGAUUUGAAUCCUUUAUUCCUACCUACUCCUUCCUAUGUCUGAUAACUGGUGUGAAAUCCAUCAUAUAACAACGUUGCAUUAAAUUUCAUAUUUCAAAGUAGUUUCACUAAACCUUGUUGCAGAAAUCGAUGCAAUCUGUUGUUGAUGCUGUUGUAAUCGUUGCGCUAUUGAUCCUCGUCUGUUGAAGAUCCUCUUGAAAUUGGCACACUCUUUAACUGCCUAAACAAAUCUAAUGAAUAGUCUUUUAUUUUGGCACUUCUAUGUGCUUGGUCUAACAUCUGUUCCAUUAUGAAGGUCUUUGUUGACUAUCAGGCAGCAUUAGUAUGACAGAGUGGUGUUAUCCUGAGUGCAAAUAGGUUUAUUUUGUGUAUAGCUGGGCUGUGUACAGACCUAUGAAAGUGUUCUUAACUAUUGUAUAUGUUAUACCUUUUAACUUUGAAAUAAAUUUAUGUAAUAUUUGGGAUUCUCA